GAACUGGUGUGGAACAUUCCUCUCGAGUCCUCUCGAGUAUUUCAUGUACGUGUUCAAUAUCCAUGGCCGUACACAUAGUUUAUCCGAGGUGACAUGUAUUACAAUCGGAUCUGGUAUGCCGCUACGUGCCCGGUAUGACACGAUGUUUUGGGAGUGACAGUGAGUUGUGUGUCCUCGCGAUUAAGAUAAGUAAAGAUGCGUGUUUUUCGCCGGAGGAGCCUGAUGCACUUUAUUUGUGGGAUGAUAGCUGGAGUCAGUUUAGGCAUUGUAGGGGUAUGUUUGGUGGAAAUGGAAGACACAGCUGAUCUGGCUCCUGGUUCGAUGCCAGUUGACACCAUUACACACCGAGAUAACACCCUGAGGAACGAACAUCUUAGCCGGAAUCUGUUGAACAGAGGGCCUGAAUUUGCUGAAGCCAAUGAUACGGUCUCACGUCAGCUCGAGGGGAAGAUCCGGGUCCUAUGCUGGUUAUAUCUUCGGCGCACGCAGGAAUUAGAGAAGAGGCUGAACAUCACUAAGAACAGUUGGGCAAACAAAUGUACCAAGCUCAUUGUCUUCAUAAACAACCACAACGACUCUCUUCCCGCUAUAGGACUCGACAUGGCGGCAAAGUUGGUGCCGCCCAGCGACUCGCCAUUGAUAACAGCUUAUCGCUAUGUGUAUAAACACCACUACAAUGACGCUGAUUGGUUCUUUUCAGCCGAGCAGCUCCCUUUCGUCAUCAUGGAAAACUUACGUCACUUCCUGUCAGAAAAAGACCCGGAUGAGCCAAUAUAUUACGGCCAUCGAAUGAAGUCGGUUACAGAUGUUCCUGGACUGGUUUAUGCAGACAGGUGCGCUGGAGUGAUCCUGAGCCGAAAAGGGCUUCACCUUUUUGGGCACAAAAGGGUCCUCCCCACCCGUUUGUAACAAGUUUGAGUUCCAGUCUGGUUUGCAGUUUGCGAAAUGUAUGUUGGAAAUUGGUGUUCGGUAUGGCGAAACUCGAGACUCGGGGGGCAAGAGUAGGAUGUUGUUGCUGGAUAUUGGUGCGAUGAUGUCGGACUACCGAGCCACUCCCACUACAACUGUAGAUGAGGAGGAAACUGAUGUAAAGCCAUCACAGAGCAUCAGCAGCAGCCUCAUCAGUUUCGGCAGGAGCUAUUAUCUCAAAAAUAGUGGACAUCACUUUUUCAUCUACGAUCUCAUCAAAAUCGGCGCUCGGUAGUUUCCGGUAUUCUUCGAUCAGUCUGAAGAGCGUAAGCUCCAUGUAUGAAGGAUAAACAAGGCUGGUCCUGUAACUGAAUGUUUUAUGGGUGUGUCUGCGUUUAAGCAAACAUUGUGAUUGUGCCAUUGAUAUAUAUUAUGUGAUUUUCGUACCUUACGAAUCUAUAAAUAAAUACGGAAGAACAAUACAUGA
Haliotis rubra (blacklip abalone) is the source of this 1396-nucleotide messenger RNA. RefSeq names its product glycoprotein-N-acetylgalactosamine 3-beta-galactosyltransferase 1-like. Lineage: Eukaryota; Metazoa; Mollusca; Gastropoda; Lepetellida; Haliotidae. Gene Ontology annotation, molecular function: N-acetylgalactosaminide beta-1,3-galactosyltransferase activity. The transcript is spliced from 3 exons. Bases 196 to 909 code for a protein of 237 amino acids. The record is from RefSeq and is a predicted model, not a curated record.